Molecule: messenger RNA, 5019 nt
Organism: Pantherophis guttatus
Lineage: Eukaryota; Metazoa; Chordata; Lepidosauria; Squamata; Colubridae
Source: RefSeq, a predicted model, not a curated record
CGAAAGAGCACGAGGUAAACAGAGACUCUUUUAGGACCCGGAAGUUAUUCCAACGCAUACCGGAAGUCGGCUGCCCCUCCCCUCUCUUGCCUUUUUCUUCCGCCAUCUUGCACCCGGAUCGUCUCGUACGAAAUGCCUGGAGAAGCCACAGAAACUGUCCCAGCAACAGAACAGGAGCUGCCCCAGCCUCAAGCUGAGACAGGUCUUGCCUUUCCUACAUGCGGACUUCAACAAGCUCCAGCUCCUGGGGCCCCCAUGGAAACGAUGAGCAAGCCAGUUGCUGCCAAGAAUCCUGAGGUAGGAGGCAAGGAUUCUCAGGCUGGGACUGCUUUAGAGUGUUCAGCAUCUGCCAUUCCUGCUUCUUUUCCUGGUGCUGCUGAAGCACCUCCAGUCUGUUCUCAGCCUCCCAUUCUAGCAUCAGCAGCUGUUUCCACCUCUUCUACUUAUAGCCCCCUCCACCCUUCCUCUUCAUGCCGUGAUGCUAACUCUCCCCUUGCUAGCCUCUGUCCCUUUACUAUUCCACCAGAACUGGUUACCUCUGUCUCUACGGUACAAGCCACUCCUGAUGCUGCCUUGUCUUCUGCUGACUCAGUUAUGUUAUCUCAGACCCUUUCUCCCGUGAAACCACCAGUUAUGGCUGGUAUUGCACCUGUUGGUAUACCCCUACCUUUAGGGCCUGUAACUUCUCCCCCAGCCUCAGGAAUUUCCUCUGAAUCCCUUACUUCUGCUCCAUCAACAUCUCCUAUAAGCCCAGCAGGGACAACUUCUGCAGCCUCAGUUUCUCCAGUUCCAUCAUCUCCUGGCCCAGUUCCUUUCAUUCUCCCAAUUGCUCCUGUGUCUCCUCCUAUGACUACAGCUCCCAUUCCCGCUGAAGUUCCAGCUCCUACUGUGGCUUCACCCUCUAGUCCAACUCCUUUCCCUCCAAAUUCUGCAGGUGCUCCUGCCUUAUCACCAACACUUCCUAUCCUUAACACUGCAACCCCUACUCUUGAUCCAGUGGCUCACAUUUCAUCCUUUCUUCCCCCUCGCCAGUCUUCCAUACCCAUCAGCUCUGUUCCAUCUCUUCCUGAUUCUAUGACCGUUCCCAGUCCCAUCAUUUCUCCAAUGCCUGUAUCAAUUCCGGGAUGUCCUGCAGGGUCACCUACAGAAUCUGCAUCUCAUCCUGUGACUCCUUUGGCUCCUAUUUCCAGUUCUGAGAUCCCGGCUUCCUUUCCUAAAGUUUCUGGGGCUGAUCCUUUAUCUCCAGCAAAGCUUUCUCCCGCAAUACCACCUGCAAAGUCUACUUCUGGUCCUGAAUCCAGUAUCAUGUCCCCAGCAAAGCCUGCUCCUACACCAUUGUUAACUGAAGGUCCUCAUGGCAAACUUGUUUCUGGUUCUCUACCACCUGUGAAAUUGGCAUCUGGUCCUGCAGCCCCAGAAGUAUGCCCUGUGUCUGGUCCACUAUCUGUUUCUUCCCAGCUACAAACUCCUAUUUUGGCACCUGUUCCCGACUCUGUAACUACUUCUCUAGACAAAGCAAUGUUGGCUUCUAAACAGAUGGCUCCUGCCAAGUCCCCUGUGAAACCUCCUUCUCCCUCAGAACAUCCUGCUGAUGCUAUAAUCACAGCAGGUCCAAUAAUGAAGCCUGCUUCUGGGUCUGUAGCCCCUUCUGUAACACCAAUAGGCCCUUCCAGUCCUAUGCCACUUUCUUCACAGCCAGAGAGUCCCACUUCAGUUCCUAUUUCUGGCUCUACUUCACUGGGCACGUCAGUGUCUAAGCCUAAAGAACUGAGUACGGUACUUCCUUCUGUAAAAUCGGCUUCCUCUUCAGAAAUUUCUUCAGAUCCUGUGUCCUCAUCAGGCUCUGUACUUACACCUCCGCUUCCUCCAUCACCCCCAAUGAAAUCUCCUCCUUCGGUGCCUAUUCCUGAGCCCAUUUUCCCUUCUGCUACAGCAUCAGGACUAAUCUCUGCUCCAGGACUACCCAAAGGGCAACCUGUGAAAACUGUAUCUAGUCCUGUGACUCCUACAGGACCCCCUGUGGAAGCUGCUCCCCUUUCAGCCCCUGUUUCUAGUCCAGUAAUGCCUCCCAUAGGCCCUUCGCCACCUGCUUCCAAGAUGGUUCCAUCUGUUUUGGAACCAGCUCCUGCCCCUUCAGUAUCUGCUUCUGUAACUCCAGGGAUACCUGUUUCUCAGCCUGCAGCUGUUUCUGGCCCUGUGGCUGCAGUAGAGCCUGCUCUUGUCUCACCAGCAUCUGCUAUGAAGCCAUUUUCAACUUCUGAACUUGCUUCUAGCUCUUUGUCUAUGGCAGAGUAUGUUUCUAGUCCUGCAACACCUACUGCCCAUAUUCCCGCACCUAUUUCUGGAUCCACAGCCCUUCCUGUGGCCUCUGAAGGGGUUACUCCUAGCUCAUUGGCACCUGCCUCCCAUCCAGCAGCAGCUUCUGAGGUACCUCCUCCUGAACUUCAGGCAUCACCUAUAGUUGUAGCAGAGACUGCUUCAGCUUCAGUGACACCAGCUGCACCUGCCCCGAUAAUUUCUCCUGUGGGCCCAACAAUGGCAGUUUCUCACACAGCACCCUCUGUGGUGCCUGCACCAGUGACCGUUCCUGGAACCCCUGCUACCUUUCCUAAACCUCUUUCCUCUCCUGACCUUGUAGCCUCUGUCAUCCCUCCUCCUGGCAUUGCGCCGCUGUCUUCUGCAGUGACUCCUCCCACUUCCCCUGCAGCAGCAUUUUCUAUUCCAGUAACCCUUAGUCCUGUCUCUAGCCCCAAAUUGCCCCCUGUCUCUGCCUUAGACAUGAGCCAGGUUUCCAUUUCAACUGGGGAGGCGAUGCCUUCCCAGAAAAUGGCACCUUUGCCUCUUGCACCUGCUGAUCUUUCUGUUUCUACUCCUCCUCUUGCAAGCAGUCUCACUCAGUUGGCUUCUCCUGCACCCUCUCCUUCUACCCCUGUGAAAAAGCUAGAGCCUUCCUCUGUGCUUCCCAAGCCAUCCCCUGUUGCACCUGCACCUGGUUUAGCACCUGAAGUUACCCCCAGCCCUAUCUCUACUACCUUUGAAGACGACGAGCUGCCACCCUUGAUCCCUCCAGAGGUACAUGUUGAGGAGUCACCUCUGCAGCCAGUCCUGGUGGACUUCUCUCCUAAGACAGCUGUGCCCCUUGCUGAGGUUCCAGCAACUGCUCCUUUACCACCUCCUCCUCUUCCUGUCAAACAGCCUUUCCUGAAGAAUGACAAGGGUUCUGGAACAGAAUCCGACAGCGAUGAAUCAGUGCCAGAACUUGAAGAACAGGACUCCACGCAGGCCACCACACAGCAGGCGCAGCUUGCAGCAGCAGCUGAAAUAGAUGAAGAACCAGUUAGCAAAGCGAAACAGAGCCGGAGUGAAAAGAAAGCACGGAAGGCAAUGUCCAAGCUUGGCCUUCGUCAGGUCACAGGUGUAACCAGAGUUACCAUCAGGAAAUCCAAGAACAUCCUUUUUGUCAUCACCAAGCCAGAUGUAUAUAAAAGUCCUGCGUCGGAUACCUAUAUAGUUUUUGGAGAAGCAAAGAUUGAAGAUCUCUCUCAGCAAGCACAGCUGGCUGCUGCUGAGAAAUUUAAAGUGCAAGGAGAAGCUAUUUCAAACAUUCAGGAAAACACACAGACUCCUACUGUACAAGAAGAAAGUGAGGAGGAGGAGGUUGAUGAGACUGGUGUUGAGGUGAAAGACAUUGAAUUAGUUAUGUCCCAAGCAAAUGUUUCCCGGGCAAAAGCAGUUCGUGCCCUAAAGAAUAACAGUAAUGAUAUCGUAAAUGCAAUUAUGGAAUUGACGAUGUAGCCAUCCAGAAAGGACUUUUUGGUGUUAUAUUACAGCUGAAUUGAAAAUUUGUACUAUUUCUAUCAGUUAAAUAAAAGUAGUGGUUUAAAAAGAUUUUACACCUAUUUGCUUUCCACAACAAGUUAGAAUCCUCAAAUUGGGGAAAAAAAUAGUGGCUAAUGAUCCUGGUUUGAAUUCCUUAUUUGCUGGAAAGUUUCUACUGAUUCUUUGAAAUUUUGCUAGAGUGCCAAAGAAAUGGCUUGAUGUGAAUCAUUUUUUAAUACUGGUAGAUGAAGCUGCAAUCAUAGAAACAGUGGUUGUGAAUCACAAUUUUCCUGUUAAUGAUCUCACUAAAAAUAUACUUGAUAGAGAAAUGUUGUCUCUGUUUCAGCAAUCCCUGAAAAGAUUUUGCUACAGUUUCUGUGGUUACAAUAGGUCUUACUAUAAUGCUGAUUCAUAAUUUGAACUCCUUCCGUUCUUUAUCUUUAUUGAUUAAUACAUAUAUGAAGUAUUGUACCUAGAAGGCAAACCAAACAAUACUGUAGCUGUCAUUAUAGCUUCUUAUUAGAAAUUCAGCAGUAGCAUUACUGUGUGUGAAUACUACUUAACUUUGUUUAUGCAGGACCAAUUUGUGAAAGAGAACCAAAGGAAAAAAAUCCUGCAGAAAAGUAGGUGAAAGACAUGCUCUUGAACAGUCAGAUUGCAUCCUUGCAACAUUGAUACUGAUUUACAAAUAACUGAAAUUUAAGCAGUGAAUAUAUUCAGUGAAUAUGAUAGAAUGAUAGCUUGUCUUUUCCAUGCUAAGGAAGCAGUAAGUUACAGCUUUGCUUGUUUUCCUAUCUUGAAUAUUUCUUUAUCAUACAUUGGUUUGAGUGGUCAUGCAGAGUAUUAAAUUUCAGUGGGAAAACAGAUUUUGUCCCUUCUAUAAAUAAAUUUGCAUAAUUUUAUGAUUUUUACAUUUGUUUUGUUAGGAGUAAAGUAUGUGCCAUUUUUCUACCCCCUGGAAAAUUACUUAAUUAACUGCACAUUUUUCAGAUACAUUAAAAAUGUGGCUUUAAAAAAUAAGGAAAAAAAUAGAAAAAAGUCUUCAAUAUAAGCAGACAUAUUAAAGUAUGACAUUUUGGUGCUCUUAAUAAUCAUGCAUAUGAUGGUUUUCUGAUAUUUGGGGUUUUAUUCAGCUACCUUAUAAACAUUUGUCGAUCCAUUUUAUAUAGAAAUACUAUAAAUCAUGGGUGUCAAACUCGA